Podospora anserina S mat+ is the source of this 1761-nucleotide messenger RNA. RefSeq lists its product as uncharacterized. The record is from RefSeq and is a predicted model, not a curated record. Gene Ontology annotation, cellular component: plasma membrane. Gene Ontology annotation, biological process: glutathione catabolic process. Bases 1 to 1761 code for a protein of 586 amino acids. Gene Ontology annotation, molecular function: glutathione gamma-glutamate hydrolase. NCBI's taxonomy places the organism in Eukaryota, Fungi, Ascomycota, Sordariomycetes, Sordariales, Podosporaceae. The transcript is spliced from 3 exons.
AUGUACAUCCCCAUCCUCCCCCUGGCCCUCAGCCUAGCCAGCACCCUCACCCUCACAUCCGGCCUUCCGGCCCCAUUCCGCUACUCCCCAGAACAAGAACAAUGCGUCCUCAACCUUGACCCUUCAACCGCGCCAAAUGGCACCCGCGGGGCCGUCGCCUCCGAAUCCAAACUCUGCUCCCAAAUCGGCAUCGACAUGAUCUCCCAAGGCGGGACGGCAGCCGACGCCCUCGUAGCAGCAACCCUCUGCGUGGGGGUAAUAGGAAUGUACCACUCGGGCAUCGGCGGCGGCGGCUUCAUGCUCGUCCGCGACGAGCUUGGCCGCCAUGAGGUCAUCGACUACCGGGAGACUGCCCCUUCUUCUGCGCACAAAGACAUGUACAAACAUGAUCGAAACGCCUCAGUGAUUGGGGGGUUGGCGGUGGGGGUGCCGGGGGAGAUUAGAGGGCUGGGGUAUCUGCAGGAAAAGUAUGGGAGGUUGGGGUGGAAGGAGGUGGUGAUGCCUGCUGUCGAGGUUGCGAGGGAGGGGUUUACGGUUGGCGAGGAUUUGGUCAAGUACAUGAAGGCUGCGAGUGCCAAUGAUGACUUUUUGGUGAGCGAUCCGGUUUGGGCGCAGGAUUUUGCGCCGAAUGGGACGUUGUUGGGAUUGGGGGAUAGGAUUACGAGGAAGAGGUUGGCGAGUACGCUUGAGAAAAUUGCCACUGAAGGACCUGAGGCGUUCUACGAAGGAGAAAUCGCCGACUCGAUUAUCAAGACUAUUCAGGAGAAUAACGGGACGAUGACGCAUGACGAUUUGAGAGAGUAUACCAUCCGCAUGAAGCAGCCCCUCAGCAUUGAUUACCGCGGCUUCAAGCUUUACACGACGGUUGCACCCAGCAGCGGCGCAGUCACGCUCAACAUCCUCAAGGUCAUGGAGCAGUUCCCCCCUGAGGACUUGGCAGACAAGAGCUUGACUGCCCACAGGCUCACCGAGGCGAUGAAGUUUGCUUAUGGAGCACGUCAAGAACUUGGUGACCCUGAUUUCAUCAGAGGGUUGACAGCGUUCCAGAAGACCAUGUUGAGCGAGGAGAAGGCCCAACAGAUCCGCAAGAUGAUCAUGGAUAACCAGACCCAGGCUCUGGACGUGUACAACCCACAAUCGGUGUACGCUGCUGAAAGCUCGGGAACCUCUCACCUUGUUGCGUCUGACGAGACAGGCAUGACAGUUACCUCCACCACGACAAUCAACCUGCUUUUUGGGGCAAAAAUCAUGACCGACACUGGCAUCAUCCUCAACAACGAAAUGGACGACUUUUCCCAACCCGGCCGCCCCAACUCCUUCGGCUUCGAGCCCUCGCCCAACAACUUCAUCGCCCCUUACAAGCGCCCCCUGUCCUCCAUCACCCCCCUUAUUGUCGAACACGCCAGCAACGGCUCCCUUUUCUUUGCCACAGGAGCAGCCGGCGGAUCGAGGAUUAUCUCUUCUACGAUGCAAGUUGCCUUUGGGAUCAUGUCCGCCAUUGAUCAGGGACGUAGUGCUGUUGGGGAGAUGUACGAGGCCAUCAAAGCCCCGAGGUUACACCACCAGCUCAUGCCUAAUGUUUUGAAUGUUGAGACGGGGUAUGACGAGAGUGUUUUUGUUGGGUUGGGGAGCAAGCAGCAUAAUGUCUCUUGGAUGGCUCCGGGACAGAGCUCAGCGCAGGGGUUGCUGAGGUUGUAUAACGGGACUUUUGAGGCGGUUGGGGAGACGAGGCAGUUGAACUCUGGUGGUUUGACUGUUUAA